Messenger RNA from Dunckerocampus dactyliophorus (ringed pipefish), 8135 nucleotides. RefSeq names its product exostosin-like glycosyltransferase 3 (gene extl3). The record is from RefSeq and is a predicted model, not a curated record. Lineage: Eukaryota; Metazoa; Chordata; Actinopteri; Syngnathiformes; Syngnathidae. The transcript has 6 exons. Gene Ontology annotation, cellular component: membrane. Gene Ontology annotation, molecular function: glycosyltransferase activity. The coding region runs from base 628 to 3378 and encodes 916 amino acids.
UGUCGGCGGUGUUUGUGCGGGCCGUCUCAGCAGCAACAAUGCAGUUUUUAAUGAUGCGCUGAGCUCGCUCACAGCCUCUUCCGGACCAUCGAGUCGUACAAAAUUAACACAAGGGAGGAUUUACGAGUUGACAAACCUUCGUAGCGGCUGUGGUUGAUUCACUAGGACAUCCCGGAGGGUGUCAGAGGGUUCCCUUUCCCCUGGCCCACCAUCCAGAGGACUCUCUACAGAGGGUUCAGAAAAUGGUUAGACUCUGGAUGAAAGCAAUGGGCCACCCAGUUUCACCAGCCUUUGAGCCGCCAUGCCCACCCCUCAUCACCCGUUGAGGGGCACCCCUCAUCGGAAGGGGAACCUUACUUGAUGUGGAACGCCUCCUGAUAGAAAUGGCCUCAGCUUGUUUCGGGUGUCAAACUGUAGGGUACAUAUCAGAUUACAGGUGAAGCUGGGUUCUCAGACAAUCCGCCCUCAGGACCCAGAAGAGGAGGUUUGAAUCCAGCUUUGAUGAUAUAGUAUCCAUCCACCUGCCUGACAAGGUCGAAUCAUGGCUGCUGCAGAACAUAUGAUUGAUUCCUUGGUAAGACAAGGAGCAGAUUAAGAAAGUUUAAAAAUAAAAAAUAAAAAAAAAAAAUGCAGCGCAACGGUGGCGGAUUAGGAUCCGGUGGACAGCCAUGGGUGUUAAGGCGUGUGCGUCUCACCUGGCUAAGCUUCAUGCUCUUCUUUAUCCUGGUUUUCUUCCCGCUCAUUGCCCACUACUACCUCACGACCAUCGAUGAAGCCGGGAGUCCCGAUAAGCGGAUAUUCGGGCCCCGGCCUGGUGGCGAACUGUGCGAGGCCAAACACGUGCAAGACCUGUGCCGCAUACGUGAGUCCGUCAGUGAAGAGCUGCUGCAGCUGGAGGCCAAGCGGCAGGAGCUCAACGGGGAGAUUGCCAGGCUCAACCUACGCAUUGAGGCCUGCAAGCGGAGCAUUGACAGUGCCAAGCAGGACCUACUGCAACUGAAGAAUGUCAUCAGCCAGACGGAGCAUUCGUAUAAAGAACUGAUGGCCCAGAAUCAGCCAAAGCUUUCGUUACCGGUCAGGUUACUUCCUGACAAAGAAGACCCAGGGCUCCCACCCCCCAAAUCUUCCCGCUCUUGCCGCCUGCACACCUGCUUUGACUAUGCUCGCUGUCCCCUCACAUCCGGAUUUCCUGUUUAUGUUUAUGAUGCGGGGUCCUAUCCAUGGGGGGAGUAUAUUGACCCACUGGUGAAGCAGGCUUUUGCCAUGUCGGUUAAGAGCAAUAUUUAUGUAACUGAUAACCCCACCGUCGCCUGUCUGUAUUUGGUUCUGGUUGGGGAGCUACAGGAGUCUCCCACAUCCCCACCUCCAAAUCCUUCCGAUUUAGAGAAGCAACUAAAAGCUCUUCCUUACUGGCGAUCAGAUGGACACAAUCAUGUACUGGUGCAUCUUUCGAGAAAGUCCACGACGCAGAAUUUCUUGUAUAAUGUGAGCACAGGGCGGGCAUCAGUUGCUCAGUCCACUUACCUGGAGCAGCAGUACCGUGAAGGCUUUGAUUUGGUCGUUUCCCCACUGGUGCAUGCCCUCUCUGAACCCAACUUCUUGGAAGUGCCUCAUCAGGUACCGGUGAAAAGGAAGUAUCUCUUCACAUUCCAAGGGGAGAGGGUAGAGUCACUGAGGAGCAGCUUGCAGGAGACUCAUCCUCAGUCAUUUGAGGAGGAGAUGGAAGGAGAUCCACCAGCUGACUAUGACGAUCGCAUCAUCGGCACCUUAAAAGCAGUACAGGAUAGCCAUUUGGAUCAGGUGCUUAUAGAGUUCACCUGUAAAAACCCUAAGCCCAGUUUGCCAACGGAGUGGUGUCUUUGCGGAGAGCGAGAAGACAGGCUGGAGGUACUCAAGGCAUCUACGUUUGCCUUGGUGAUUGCGCCGGGCGAUGGUCAGCUGGUAGCCUCAGCAGGUUGCGGAAUGAGGCUUUUUGAGGCUCUAGAGGUAGGGGCCAUCCCCGUGGUGCUCGGAGACCACUCCAAACUACCUUACCACCAGUUUAUUCGAUGGAGCGAAGCUGCCAUAAUGGUGCCUAAGCCUCGUGUGACAGAGCUACACUUCCUGCUGCGCAGCCUGUCAGACAAUGACAUGUUGGCUAUGAGACGACAGGGACGCUUUUUGUGGGAGACCUACUUCUCCACCUCAGAGAACAUACUUAGUACUAUCCUGGCUAGCAUUCGCACGAGGAUCCAGGUUCCUGCUGCACCCAUAAAUGAAGAGCCUGCGCAAGAGAUCCCCCACAAAGCAGGUAAAAUUGCGGGAACUGAUGCCAACCUUGCAGACAACGGCGAUCUUGAUUUGGGUCCCGUGGAGACGGAGCCACCCUACGCUUCUCCACGCUUUCUCCGCAACUUUACCUACACCGCUGUGGACAUCUACCGAACGUGGAACAGCGCUCCCGGCCCUUUUCAUUUGUUUCCCCACACUCCUCUGGACCCUGUUCUGCCUUCUGAAGCCAAAUUCCUAGGUUCGGGUACUGGUUUCAGGCCCAUUGGCGGGGGCACCGGAGGAUCGGGGAAGGAGUUCCAGGCAGCCUUAGGAGGGAACGUUCCCAGAGAACAGUUCACUGUGGUCAUGCUGACAUAUGAGCGUGAGGAAGUGCUGAUGAACUCCUUGGAGAGGUUGAAUGGACUACCGUACCUCAACAAGGUGGUGGUGGUGUGGAAUUCUCCCAAGCCUCCUUCAGACGACCUGCUGUGGCCUGACAUAGGGCUACCCAUUGUGGUCGUCCGCACGGAGAAGAACAGCCUCAACAAUCGCUUCCUUCCCUGGGAUGUCGUGGAGACUGAGGCCAUCCUCUCCAUAGAUGACGAUGCCCAUCUGCGUCACGAUGAGAUCAUGUUUGGGUUCAGAGUGUGGCGAGAGGCCAGAGAUCGUAUUGUCGGUUUCCCUGGGAGAUAUCACGCCUGGGAUGUCAACCACCAGUCCUGGCUCUACAACUCCAACUACUCCUGUGAGCUAUCCAUGGUCCUGACAGGAGCAGCGUUCUUCCACAAGUAUUACGCCUACCUGUACUCAUACGUGAUGCCCCAGGCCAUCAGGGACAUGGUGGACGAGUACAUCAACUGUGAGGACAUCGCAAUGAACUUCCUGGUCUCCCACAUCACCCGCAAACCGCCCAUUAAGGUAACGUCGCGUUGGACUUUCCGCUGCCCCGGCUGCCCCCAGGCCCUGUCGCACGACGACUCUCAUUUCCACGAGCGCCACAAAUGCAUCAACUUCUUCGUCAAGGUGUACGGCUACAUGCCGCUGCUGUACACGCAGUUUCGAGUGGACUCGGUGCUGUUUAAAACCCGCCUGCCGCACGAUAAGACCAAAUGCUUUAAGUUCAUCUAGCGGUGCGCCGAGCGGAUGGAGCAGCAAGCACACAUGGAAGAGACAGGAUGGACGCACACCCCCAGACGUGGGGGGGGUGUGGCUUUAGAAGAGACCCACUGAAGCUGGUGGCUCGUGAUCUUCUCCACACCUCCCCCUCAGGGCCUCACUGCCAGCCAGAAGAAAAAGCCCUUCAAGUGGACUGACGUCCGCUUUUUAUGUUCUUGUCAUCAUGCUUCGUGGUGAACCACUACAGAUGAUUUUUUUUUUUUUUUUUUACUCCACUUGCUGAGGAAAGGAUGUACAGAGUGUACAGAAAUAAGAUUAAACUCUACCUACAGACGGAGCCAUCGCCAGAGGACUCACUGCUCGCCUGGCGUCGGCCUGCACAGUCUCAUUGCCGCUCUGCGUUUGUGUCUUUUUCAUUUCACAGUAACAAACUCUGAACUCUACUUCUUGUCUGUGAGACAAGCACUGAUUGUCACAAGUAUUACUGAGCUUUUUUCUUUUUUUUUUUUUUUUAGUUUUGAUAUUGUUUAAUUGUGUCUAAAUCUCCCAAUAGGGCUGACUUUUUUUGUUCCCGCCCCGGAGGUGUCUGUUCUUAGUCUGACCUACAAGGUAGGACCUCGACCGAAGAACAUUUAUUCGAAUAGGAGUCUGCUUCAGCAAGUCACCAUAAUGCCUCGAUUUCGUCAUGGAAACCAGCCACCCAGUUGUUUAGUUGUGUGCGCCCAAGCGGCCUGCUUUUGGAAGCCACCGUGUGUUUUUAUCAAGGAGUGUUAGAGCCACACUGACAAGAACACAAACCAGUGCUACUAGAAUAGCAACCCAAUUAGAAAAAAGUCAUAAUUGUACAAGAAAGGUAAUACAUAAAAUGAGGAUAAUGUUGUAAUAUUACAAGGAAAAAGAAUCUUCUGUUUCUUCCGUUGUUUACAGUAUUGGCAGUCAGCAGGCAGCUGACAUGGUUUGCUAGUUUGGUCGCCAUGGCCGUCGACAUAGGUAGACGCCGCCGCCAUGUUUGACGUGUCAAGGCUGCGCUUUAAACGGAUACACGUAAAUGUACUUACUUUCACUUAUGGCCUUUCUACAAAUAAAUGUAAGUUCUUUCCUCUGGUUUAUACAUUCACACACACACACACACACACUAAUAUACUUGGGAACCAGUGAGGCACCAAAAACAAUGUAUUUGAUCUUCUCAAAUUUUUGUUGCCAAGUGUGUUAGUGCGUGUGUGAAUGUAUAAACGAGAGGAAUUAACGUAAAUGUCUUUGUAGAAAGUAAGUACACUUACCACUGUCCACUUACAGCAGCCUCGACACAUCCAGUAUGGUGGCGACGGCGACGUAUCGCCGCAGUGGACAAACCCACUCCACGCGGCGUCUAUCUGUCUCUACGGCCACGACCGCAACAGGAGACGGCACGUAGGAGAUUGAGUGACAGUGGUCUACAGCCAAUCAGGACACAGAAGACGAUGGGCGGUGCAGAGAGAAGAGAGAGAAUAGAGAGACACGGCCGCCUGUGCUAAAGCAGACAACUACCAAACGCAACUUCCCACAAUGCCAUUCUUCUUCACAUCAUAAUUGCACGAAAAAAUCCGCGAAAGGUGAACCGCGAUUGAGCGAGGGAACACCACCUGCAUCGCAAGAGUGGAAGAUAAGUGUUGUUCUCUAAUGGCUAGAAUUGGCCCAUGAAGUCGAGAAGUCAUGGCUUGUAAUUGUCCUGUUUUCUUUUCAACGUGGUUCUAAUAUUCCUUUGUAAUUUAAUUGUUUCAAAAAAAAAUUGUAAUUACUCCAAGUAAUGAUUGGUGGUCCUGUCCCUUUCUGAUGUGGACAAUCCCAGCUGCCAAACACCACAAGAAGACUUUUCAUUUGCGUUUCUCCCGGUCAACUGUUUAGAGAAAAACAUGGAGUCUUCUGGUGUUCCAGUCGUCCUGUCCGUGUAUGUUCACCCACUUGUACAGAACUCUCCCACCACAGAUGUGUAUGUCACUUUACAGUGUCGCCAUAUUGGUUCCACUUUAUUUCUUUCUAUUUGUUUGUUUGUUUUUAAUGCUCUGAAUGUUUUCUUUGCCAAAAGGUACGAUGUUUGCUGCUUCCCAGCCUCAGCGCUUGGCAGAGGAAAUGCAGUCCGGUACGCCCACAUGAAUUAAGACUACUCUGCAAGCUACUUGAUCCAUUUCACCCAUCAUGUUUACGAUCCCAAAGUCCUUUUUAUUUUAUGGAAAUUUCAACAAAAUAGGUCCCCUAAGUUGCAAAGAGAGGUUUAUUCUGUCAGGAUGCUUUUUAUGAAACACAUUGUCAAAUCAAUGGCACCUGUAUAUUUAUUGACUUUUUUAUUAUUAUUAUUAUUAUUAUUAUUGACUGAAUGACACAUGCAAUAAACUGACAGGACGAUGUAGUUUACUAUCUCUGAUGUCAAAGAGGUCCCAGAAUGCCAAGGAAAACUAGCUUGUGCCAUUUUCCUCUGGAAGGGGGAUCUCAUGAUAGCAUUGGUGUCCAAGUAGGGACCAUUUACACGCAGAUGUGCUACAAUUCUGUCAAGCAUUUUUUCCCUUUUCACUUUUAUUGGAGCCCCAGGGCCUUCCUAACCACUUUGCUCCACAGCCCUUUCUGAGGCACUGAAUGGUUCAGCUGGUAUUUUGGAAGUUUAAUCCUCCCAUUCCGCCAGUUUUUUUUUUUCCCUUCCUCGAGGGGGUUUGUGGCACAGCUGGUUUUCCACGGCUCAGAGCAGGGAAAUUUCUGCGGAAUGCUGCAGUCGUUCUGCAAGGUGCACAGAGUAGUCAAACGUACGCGCGCUCGUCCUUAAGUGUGUGGAAGAGGCUUGUUCUGAACCAGCAGGAGAUGAGAGGCGGGUGAAUGGAAAUAAAAACCGAAGCUUUGAGUUUUUGUCUCGAUUCAAACUGGUCAUCUGCUUUGUUAUUGUUGCGUUUCUUUUUUUUCCCCAAUUACAUCUAAUGAACGUCAUUGUAAUGAAAUCGUGUGUGAGCGAUUCCAUGCAGGAGGACUGCAGCCCACAGACAAAAGGUUCCUCCUGGACACGUGUUCAGAAGACGUGGCUCGACACGAAGACAACAGCAGGUCUGAUUGACAAAUUUCUUGCAGUACAGUUACAUUCUCCACUCUCCGUUCACGUGGAACGAGCACGUAAGACCAAGCAGCCUACACGGCCUGAUGGUCUGUUUGCAUAUCUCUCACCAGAGAAUGCCGUGCUUGGGCCUGAAUGGACACGGCCGACCUGUCAGAAGGCUGAAUGGUGAAACAGACUGUUUGACACAAGAAGGAAAGCCGCUCUUUUGUUUUGAGGAAGACUCUGCAGGGACACAAUAUUGCUUGCCUCAUGUAAGUCAGGGGUGUCCAAAAUGCGGCCCGCGGCACAUUAGAAGAAUGUUAUCGAGCAAGAAAACAAACAAAAGGAAAACGAGUAAAACGGAAAAAUCUGCAGUAAUUCUGCAAGAAUAAAGUAAAGUAACAAGUUGCAAUCUAACAAGAAAAAGGCCUAAUUUCAUGAGAAUAAAGUAAAUAUGAGGAAAAACUAUGUAACUUUAGUGGCAUAAAGUUGAGAUGUGACGGCAGAAAUUUUCCAAGAGUCAAAUAAUCAGAGAAAAAGUCGUAUUCUAACAAGAAAAUAAGUUGCGCUUUUACGGGAAUAAACUAGCAGGAGGAAAAAAAUGUAAGUUAGUGGCAGAGGUGAAAUAUAAGGACAAAAUAGUUUUAUUUCUAUGGGGCGGCAUGGAUCAGGUGGUAGAGUGGGCGUCUCCCAGGUUGUGGGUUUGAUCCUCCUCCAUGAUCAUGGCGAAGUAUCCUUGGGGAAGAUACCGAACCCCCAGUUGUUGCGUCGUAAUAUGAGAAACAAAACAAUUAUAAUUUUUGGAAAACUAGUUUAGGGAAAAAGUUACAUUAUUACUGCAAUAAAGUCCAAAUAUUAUGGGAAUAAAGUUAUAUCACAACAAGAAAAUUUAUAUAAGAAAGUGGAAAUAUUUUAGGAAAAAAAGCAACAGCAAAAAUGGGGAAAAAAAAAACUUUACGAGAAUAAAGUUGUAAUAAACAUGAGGAAACAGUGUCAUUUGAGUCGCAUAGAGUUGAACUAUUACAGAAAAAUAUGUCAUUUAUUCAUAGGAUGCAAUGUGAGAAACAAAACAAAGAAUAAAGUUGUAAUUUUUGGAAAAUUAGGUUGGGGGGGUUGUCAGUUAAAGAUGAUAAAAUUAGGAGAAUGAAAUCAUAAUUACGAGAAAAAAUUUACAACAGAAAAGUUGAACCAGUUGGAAAAUAAACAAAACAAAAGCAGAAAUGGAAAAAAACAGCUGUCAUUUUACAAGAAUAAAGUCAAAAUAUUGAGAGAAAAAAAGUCUUAAAGGGAUGAGAUUAAACUCUGUAUUAUGGGGGAAAAAUAAUGUCAUUUUAGUAACAUUCCACCUAUAUCACGAGGUGGAAAUGCAUUUGUUUCGUGAAAUUUAUAUGAGCUCUAAGCAUAGUACAGUACAUGUGUUGCUGUACAAAAUAUCAAAGUGGCCCUUGCAUCCUUCCAUUUUUCAGUGUGUGGCCCUCGCUGGAAAAGGUUUGGACACCCCUGAAGCAAGUUCGGAAAUGCUUUCAUCCUAUCUGGUAAACCUCUUGACUGAUAACAAACGAUGACUCUUGCAUAAUGUGGUGCAUGUAAACAAACUGCACAAGAAGCACAGCUCGUGAGCAAAGUUGCAGCAUGUGGUAGGCCCUUUUUGUUUUUGUGUGUGUGUGUGUGUUCUUUUUUUUUUUUUAACAGUCGAUGCAUUUUUGCUUGUGAC